Molecule: messenger RNA, 657 nt
Organism: Spinacia oleracea (spinach)
Lineage: Eukaryota; Viridiplantae; Streptophyta; Magnoliopsida; Caryophyllales; Amaranthaceae
Product: cysteine proteinase inhibitor A
Exons: 3
Coding region: 85-399 (104 amino acids)
Molecular function (GO): cysteine-type endopeptidase inhibitor activity
Source: RefSeq, a predicted model, not a curated record
ACUGGGCUGCUAUUAAGCAAACCCAGAAUUCCCUCCAUAACCAAAAGAAAAGAAAAGCUUCAUUCAGAUUUUAGAGAGAGAAAAAUGGCGUUAGUCGGAGGUAUUAAGGAGAAAGAAGGAUCAGCUAACAGUUUGGAAAUCGAAACUCUUGCUCAAUUUGCUAUUGAUGAACACAACAAAAAGGAGAAUGCUUUACUCGAAUUUCACAGGGUUGUAAAUACUAAGGAACAGGUGGUUGCUGGUACUAUCUACUAUAUUACUCUUGAGGCAACUGACGGUGACAAGAAGAAGAUUUAUGAAGCAAAAAUCUGGGUUAAGCCAUGGGCGAACUUCAAGGAAGUGCAGGAAUUCAAGUAUGUUGGCGAUGCUGAUGCUCCAGCAGAGGGUUCUAGCAGCUAAUUAUGUAACUUCCAUGUUACAUCUGACAAUGGUCUCUGCCUCCGGUGAUCAUACUCAGUUUAUUCCGAGUACAUUGCGCUGCUAAGACCUGUUUGGAGUGUCAUUUCCUAUGUAGAUCACUCUUCCUAAACUAUCAUGUAACCGUUUUAUCCUUUAAUUCAUUGGAGAUGCAUAAAUGGAUUAUUGUUCUAUACUCUGAUCCAUAUGUCAAGUUCUUAAUACUUUUAUUAAUGGAAGCAUAUAGUUGUUCCUCAGUAA